Messenger RNA from Chara braunii, 1017 nucleotides. NCBI's taxonomy places the organism in Eukaryota, Viridiplantae, Streptophyta, Charophyceae, Charales, Characeae. The record is from the annotation of a GenBank genome assembly.
GAGCGCUGGAAGCCACCACGCACCCUUAGAAACAACAGCCAACAAAACAGAGAUCACCAUGGGUACAGUUCAAGUAAGAGGAGUGGGAGGAGGUGCAGGAGGAGGAGGCGAAGCGGGAGAAGGAGUGGGAGGAGGAGCGGACAAAGGAGUGGGAGGAGGAAUGGGCGGAAUAGCAGGAGAAGCAGCGAGAGGAGGAGCAAGAGGAGCAGGCAAAGGAGCAGGAGGAGGAAUGGGCGGAAUAGCAGGACAAGCAGCGGGAGAAGGAGGAGCGGGAGGAGCGGGAGGAGCAGCAGGAGGGGGAGCGGGAGAAGGAGAGGGAGGAGGAGUGGGAGGCAGAGCGGGAGGCGAAGCAGGAGGACAAAGUUGAGAACCUGGAGAAGCAGUGGGAGAAGGAGGAGGAGCAGGAGGAGCGGGACGAGCAGCAGGAGAGGGAGAGGGAGAAGGAGAGGGAGGAGGAGCGGGAGGAGGAGUGGGAGGAGCGGGAGUGGGAGAAGGAGAGGAAGUGGGAAAAGGAGCGGGAGUGGGAGGAGGAGCGGGAGAAGGAGCGGGAGGAGUACAAAGUUGUGGUGGAGGAGCAGCUGGAGCGGGAGGAGUGGGAGAAGGAGCGGGAAGAGUCGGAGAAGGAGUGGGAGAAGGAGUGGGAGAAGGAGCGAGAGGAGGAGCGAGAGAAGGAGCGGGAGGGGAAACGGAAGGGGCGGAGGAGGUGCAGGAGGAAGAGCUGGAGGAGCGGGAGGAGGGGCGGGAGGAGGAGCGGCAGCCUGUAGGGGAAACAGGGACUCGCGGGUUAGGAACGGGAGAAGGAGCGCGAGGGGAAAUGGGAAGGGACGGAGGAGGCGUGGGAGGAGCGGGAGGAGGAGUGGGAGGAGGAGUGGGAGGAGGAGCAGGAGGGGAAACGGGGAGGGGGUUAACGAACGUGGGGGAGGCGGCGCCGAGAGGGCGCGAUCAGCUACAGCAAGUGGGGUAGGAGCCCUUCUUCUUCUUCGGCACCUUUGUCAUAAAUCAACGCACCUUCGCAAG